AUGGAGGCAGCAAAAAUUCAUAAAAUCGAGGACCUCUUCCACAUAGGAAACGACAAAAAAAUAAAAAAACAGGAAGUACGACGUUUGACAGCACCCGGUGAAAAUUACGGAAGUUUAAUAUUGAGUGUGAAUUUAACUGUGGAAUCGUCAAGUGGAACUGAAGAAAUCCAUUCCGUUGUCAAAAUGAUACCACCCAAUGAAUUUUUGCAGAAAAUUUUCAACACCAAGGUAACUUUUCGCAACGAAAUAGCGUUCUACAAAAAGAUAGUACCCACUUUGCAAAAGUUCCAAAUGGAGAACGGUUGCCCAAAAAUCGACUUUGCGCCGAAAUACUAUGGCAGCAGAUUGAACCAACAAGGCGAGGUCGACUCAAACAGUGCCUUAGUACUUGAAAAUCUAGUUUUCGACAACUACGUGACUCUAGAACGCACCGGAGGCUUAGACUUUGAUGUAAGCCGACUGAUUAUGAAAGAUUUGGCCCAAAUACACGCAGUUCCUCUAGCUUUGAAACUAAAAAAACCCGACGUGUUUGAAAAAGAAAUUAAGCUGUACUUAGCAAACUUUGGUAUGGAUUUAGAGCUCCACAGUGAUAUGAAAAACGGUAUAAUUUGUAUUAUUGACCAAAUCGAUGAACUGAAACCGUUGAAAGAGACAAUCCUGAAAGGUUUUGAUAAUCAGAUGAUUCCUUACGAAGCCAGAGAGCCUUUUGCUACAUUCGUUCAUAAUGACUGUUGGACCAAUAACGCUAUGAUCAAGUACGAAGGUACUAAAGCUGUUCGGAGUAAAAUCGUCGAUUUUCAGUUGUGCAAGUACGCUUCUCCUGCCCGAGAUUUGGUGUUUUUCUUGUUUUCUAGUGUGAAGAGUCAAGUCCUGGUGGAGAAAUAUGACGAACUGCUCAAAAUUUAUCACGGUACUUUUGUGAAAGUACUGGAAGAUCUGAAAUGUGAUGUUAGCGAUUUCAGUUACGAAAAUCUUCUGAAAGAAAUUGAUUACGAAGCUAGAAAUACCCAGUUUGCUCAUGUAGCUUCUAUGAUGAUACCUAUAUUUGCUGUUAACGAGGAAGUAGUGGACAUUGUUGAUUUGCAACCUGAGGAUAUGGCAGCUGUAGCGAAAAAUGUUACGGAUUUGCAUAAACGGAGAUUUGUUUUUGUAGUGAAUGAAUUUAUGAAGAGAAAUUGGCUGUAAUUUUUUUUAUCCACAUGUAUAAGUUUUUUUUUAAUUUAAAUUUUGAAUCAACCAAUUAGAGACUGUUUUUCAUGUAGAAUUUAAGUGUUAUGAUUAAAAGGACUGAGGUA
Molecule: messenger RNA, 1295 nt
Organism: Zophobas morio
Lineage: Eukaryota; Metazoa; Arthropoda; Insecta; Coleoptera; Tenebrionidae
Exons: 1
Coding region: 1-1185 (394 amino acids)
Source: RefSeq, a predicted model, not a curated record